This is a messenger RNA of Lolium rigidum, 1206 nucleotides long. RefSeq lists its product as uncharacterized. The record is from RefSeq and is a predicted model, not a curated record. NCBI's taxonomy places the organism in Eukaryota, Viridiplantae, Streptophyta, Magnoliopsida, Poales, Poaceae. The transcript has a single exon. Bases 1 to 1206 code for a protein of 401 amino acids. Gene Ontology annotation, molecular function: protein binding.
AUGGCGCCGGCGUGGAAGAGCAGAGGCAAGAAGACGAAAAGAAAAACCAAAACCCCGCCUUCCUCCACCUUGGUUCCUUCCUCAUCGACGGUGGCGGAAAUGCCGUCGAUCGAUGUCCUCACCGAGUUCGUCCUUCAGGACAUUCUCCGCCGCCUCUCCCUCGCCGACCUCCUCCGUGCUGCCCUCGCCUCCCACCGCUGGCGCCGCCUGGCCUCCCGCUGCCUCCCUCGCGACCCUCCUCUCCUCGGCUACUUCUUCCACCCAGCCGAGGUCCACGUUCCGUUCCCUGAGCGGGAUCCAAAGAUCGUCGAAACCCCCGCCGUGUUCGCUCCCCUCGACGCCUCCUCCCCGCGCCUCUCCCUCGAUUUCGCCCCGGACGCCUCCCGUUUCUUUGUCUACGAUGCGCAUCAAGGUCUCCUCCUUCUCGAGCCGAGCGAGAGCGUCCCCAAGGUGGUCCUCCCCCGCUUCCUCGUCCUCGACCCGGCCACCCGCCGCCGCACGGUCCUCUCGCCGCCGCCGCGCGACACGGUGCCCGAUGACCGCCGCUGGCGCAGCUCAAGGUACUACGUCGGCUCCGCGCUUCUCUCCCGCACGCACCCGACCAAGCUCUGCUUCGAGGCCGUCUGCUUCGCCAUCGACGGAGGGCACCCUCGCGCCUGGGUCGCGUCCGUCGACGACGGCAAGUGCCGCUGGCGCGCGCUCCCGCGGGACGAGCAGGUGCUGGUCGAUUUCGACCCCUAUUGGUUCGAGGGACGCGCCGUGCGCGCCGCCGGGAAGAUCUACUGGCACACCUGCCAGUCCUCGCGCCUGCUCGUGCUGGACCCUUCCACGCUCAGGUUCUCCUACUUGCCGGCGCCGGGCGAGCUGUUUGCGCACAACCGCAACCCCAAGUACCGCAUCGGGGAGACGCCGGAUGGGCGCCUUUGCCUGGUCACCGACGCCCAGCAGCAGCUGCAGCUCUGGGUACGCGGCGGGAAGGGCGACAAGGGCUGGAUUCUGGAGAGGAAAAUCGUCGACUUGCUCCUGCUCUGCCACAAGCUGCGUGGCCUGCCCGUCGACCCCAUGUUCAGGACCCUCUGCGUCUGGCCCAGCGACAUGGACGCCGGCCGCACAGGGAAGGUGUUCAUCAAGACGUGGGGAUUCGGCCGCUUCUCCUUCCAUAUGGACACCGGCAAGAUGGAGCUCCUGGCGACCAAGGAAGUCUAG